Vanessa atalanta (red admiral) is the source of this 1486-nucleotide messenger RNA. It is a transcript of the gene CHMP2B, whose product is annotated as charged multivesicular body protein 2b. Bases 143 to 772 code for a protein of 209 amino acids. Gene Ontology annotation, cellular component: ESCRT III complex; multivesicular body. Lineage: Eukaryota; Metazoa; Arthropoda; Insecta; Lepidoptera; Nymphalidae. The record is from RefSeq and is a predicted model, not a curated record. Gene Ontology annotation, biological process: endosome transport via multivesicular body sorting pathway; protein transport; late endosome to vacuole transport. The transcript is spliced from 6 exons.
ACAAUUCAUCAGAUUGAUUGAUUGUAAGAUCACAAUUUACAGCUAAUUUUUUAAGCCAUUAGUCAUAACAUUAUUAAUAAAUAUUAUUUGUUUUAUAAUAUAUGUUUAAACCUAUUUUAAGAAAAAAGUGUUAAAUCUUAAAAUGAAUUUCUUUAAAAAGGCGCCUACUGUUAAGGAGCAACAAAGGCAAAAUGAUCGUGAGCUACGUAAAGCAGGCAGAGAUUUGGAGCGAGAUAAAUUAGCCUUAGAAAGAGAAGAAAAAAAAUUGGAAAUGGAGAUUAAAAAAAUGGCAAAAGAAGGAGACAAUGAGGGAUGUAAAAUACUUGCUAAACAAUUAGUUCAACUCAGGAAACAGAAGACAAGAAUAUAUACAGCAAACAGUAAGAUAGCUAGUGUACAAAUUCAUAACAAGGCAAUGGGCGCUAAUGUUGCAAUAGCUGGAGCAAUGGGUACCACAGCUAAAACCAUGGGCAGUAUCAAUAAGAUCCUAAAUCCACACCAAGUUGCGAAAGACAUGGAAGCAUUUAAAUAUGCUAGUGCUAAAAUGGAUAUGACAGAUGACAUGAUUUCUGACACAUUGGACGAUAUUAUGACUGAAUCUGGAGAUGAAGAAGAAACUGAGGGCAUUGUGAACCAAGUGCUUGAUGAAAUAGGCAUCGAAAUUACUGGAAAGGUUGCAAAUGCACCUUCUGUAUCCCGUAAUAAGGUUGGCGAAUCUACAUCAGACAUCGACAAGGAACUGAUGGCUCAGUUAACAAAACUAAAGUCAUAGAUCUUAUUCAUUUAAAUAUAAGUACCUCAAAUAAAAAACAAAAGUUACACUGUCCAAAAGACUUGAAGCAACAAUACACUGCGACAACUCUAAGAAAUAUGUUUUGGCAGUUAAGGCCAGCCUUAAUCACCAGUGUUUUGUUUAAUAUUACCAAUAUAACUUAUUAAAAUAUAAAAAUAAUUAUUUUUAUAAGUAUUUAUUUGAAUUGUCAUAUUUUUGAAACAAUGUAAGACAAGAAAUUUUGGAAUUCAAAUGAGUGUUUUAAAAUAAAUAUUACAAGGAAACGAAAAUAGAUUCACCAUACUUUAGGCUAUAUAAGCCUACUUAAAAAAAAAUUUUUUUGUACAAAUGCCCUAAAAUAUUAAUAUAAAUCAUGGUAAUUGUAGUGUUGGAGAUGUUACUUUUGUUUUGAAUGUAAGUUAUAUAUAAAAAAAAAAAUAUAUAUUUUAAUAUUGAUAAUGUAUUUAAGAUUUGAUGUUAUCAGACACAGUGUGUCUAAUAAAUAUGAAGAAUGAUAAAUUACAAUGAAUUCUCAUGAAUUAAAUGUAUAUUUUAUAAAUUAUAAUCAAAAUAUUGUCAGAAAAUAACUUGAACUCAAUUUUUCAGUACCUCUGCGUAAAUAAAUGAUAUAGUGUUAAUAUGUUUAUACUAAACAUAAAAGCAUUCGUAAUGCUUUUAUUUAAGUCAAUCAAUUUAUGCACAUUAUUAUUAAAC